Molecule: messenger RNA, 2413 nt
Organism: Cercocebus atys (sooty mangabey)
Lineage: Eukaryota; Metazoa; Chordata; Mammalia; Primates; Cercopithecidae
Gene: INPP1
Product: inositol polyphosphate-1-phosphatase
Exons: 6
Coding region: 954-2153 (399 amino acids)
Biological process (GO): phosphatidylinositol phosphate biosynthetic process
Molecular function (GO): inositol-1,4-bisphosphate 1-phosphatase activity
Source: RefSeq, a predicted model, not a curated record
CCAAACCAUCCUUAAGGCACACUGAGUAUCACAGCAUCAAAGGCUGGAGAGAGAUGAGUUCCCCACCCUUGAUGCGCUUCCUGUCCGGGUGACCCGAGGCCCACUUCUUAAGCGGUAAGGCCCAGAGACACUGCUGUGGCUUGAGGAACAUCCAGUACACCUGGCAUUUCCAUUAGAACAGUGGGACCCGGAUACCACUGGCAGGAAGUCCAUCUUCACAGCUGCCAACCCAUCUGUCAAACCCGCAGUCCCCUAUGAGAGUACAGAUGAAUGGAGGAGGAAGAUUUAAAAGUGAAUUCGUGGGCGGCGACAAGGAAACAGCAGCCGUGGCCGAGCGGACCCCAGAGCCCUUCCCUUCUCGGCCCUCCCUCUGAAUCAUCGCGCUCCACUUGUGACGUCGCGGACGCCCGGCUCGGGCAGGCGUGGGGGGCCCACGCGUCCCGGGAGCCCCGAGGCGGCAGCGCGCGUUUCCACGCUGCGGUGCCGCGGGAAAGCCGGAGGCGGAGGCCUGGCUCAGGCAGAGCUCGGAUCCGGUGCCGAGCCGAGCGGGACAGCGCGUCGCCCGGGCUUCGCCUUCGCUCGCGUUACCUCCGCCGUCCUCUCCAGCCCUCGUCCUCUGGCCGCGCGUGCGGCCGCAAGCCCAGCACCCCUAGCCUAACCUCGCGCCCGGGCCGCGCCUCCUCCUCCCACUCCUCCUGCUCUCCUCCCCCGCCGCUUCCGUUUCUCGAGGGAAAGGCUGCUGCCUCCUGCUCUGUCCGCAUCCCCUGCUUAGGUAAUACGUUUUCCUCCUUACGCCACCCGCCACCGGGUCCCCGCGCCGCUGCCCCUCCUUCUCGGAUCUGGGCCCCGGGCUGGUGAGCGGCGCGCGCCGUCGCCUCUCCGCGGGUAGCUGACGGCCCAGAGGGUGGGUGCCAAUUCCACCAGCAGCUGCAACUGAAAAGCAAGGUUCAGAAAUGUCAGAUAUCCUCCGGGAACUGCUCUGUGUCUCUGAGAAGGCUGCUAACAUUGCCCGGGCAUGCAGGCAGCAGGAGGCCCUCUUCCAGCUGUUGAUUGAAGAAAAGAAAGAGGAAGAAAAGAACAAGAAGUUUGCAGUUGACUUCAAGACACUGGCUGAUGUACUGGUACAGGAAGUUAUAAAACAGAAUAUGGAGAACAAGUUUCCAGGCUUGGAAAAACAUAUUUUUGGAGAAGAAUCCAAUGAGUUUACUAAUGAUUUGGGGGAAAAGAUUACCUUGAGGUUGUGUUCAACAGAGGAAGAAACAGCAGAGCUUCUUAGCAAAGUCCUCAAUGGUAACAAGGUGGCAUCUGAAGCAUUAGCCAGGGUUGUUCAUCAGGAUGUUGCCUUUACUGACCCAACUCUGGAUUCCACGGAGAUCAAUGUUCCACAGGACAUUUUGGGAAUUUGGGUGGAUCCCAUAGAUUCAACUUAUCAGUAUAUAAAAGGUUCUGCUGACAUUAAAUCCAACCAGGGAAUCUUCCCCUGUGGACUUCAGUGUGUCACCAUUUUAAUUGGUGUCUAUGACAUACAGACAGGGGUUCCCCUGAUGGGAGUCAUCAAUCAACCUUUUGUGUCACGAGACCCAAACACCCUCAGGUGGAAAGGACAGUGCUAUUGGGGCCUUUCUUACAUGGGGACGAACAUGCAUUCACUUCAGCUCACCAUCUCUAGAAGGAGUGGCAGUGAAAUACACGCUGGAAACACAGGCUCCGAGGCAGCAUUCUCCCCCAGUUUUUCAGCCGUCAUUAGUACAAGUGAAAAGGAGACUAUCAAAGCUGCAUUGUCACGUGUAUGUGGAGAUCGCAUAUUCGGGGCAGCUGGGGCUGGUUAUAAGAGCCUUUGUGUUGUCCAAGGCCUCGUUGACAUUUACAUCUUUUCAGAAGAUACCACGUUCAAGUGGGACUCUUGUGCUGCUCAUGCCAUACUGCGGGCCAUGGGUGGGGGAAUAGUAGACUUGAAAGAAUGCUUAGAAAGAAAUCCAGAAACAGGGCUUGAUUUGCCACAGUUGGUGUACCACGUGGAAAAUGAGGGUGCUGCUGGGGUGGAUCGGUGGGCCAACAAGGGAGGACUCAUUGCAUACAGAUCCAGGAAGCGGCUGGAGACAUUCCUGAGCCUCCUGGUCCAAAACCUGGCAUCUGCAGAGACGCAGACAUAGAGGAACUCUAACCCCGGUGUACAUACAUAAACUGAACUGUGAAACUGUUUCCGAUUAUCUCUGUCUUCUGAGGAUGGCUUUGUCCUGUUGCUGGUUAACAUUCACUUUCCUCUUUUGAGGAGCAUUUUUCCAUUAUGUAUUCAUAAUAAUGUUAAUUUCAAUAAAUGACAUUCAUGCAGUAAUUAUAUUGGUGUAUGAAAUUCUUACAGUGAAUAUUGUGCUGUUAGUGCUUGAAACACUUCAGUAAAAUAUUGGCCAGG